GAGAAAAAUCUUCCAAGUGUCCGAUGGCCCAAAGAUACGAUGACUUGGUACACUACGCUGGAAUGGACGGGGUCUCUCUGCCGGGGUUUGGGGACCCACACACGGGUAGGGGGCUUCAGCAUCACUCGUUGAGCCAGGGGUCCCCGUAUGGAUCCGCAGGAGUCAACCACCGGCCGGGGAUGCCCCCGAAUUUGGGCGGCAGCGACGCCUUGAAGAGGGAGAAAGAUGAGAUUUACGGGCACCCCUUGUUCCCUUUGCUGGCGCUCGUGUUUGAAAAAUGUGAAUUGGCCACCUGCUCUCCCAGGGACACGUCUGGCUCUUAUCCGGGAGGUGACGUCUGCUCAUCGGAUUCCUUCAAUGAAGACAUUGCUGUUUUUGCCAAACAGGUUAGGACAGAAAAACCUCUAUUUUCUUCCAAUCCUGAGCUGGAUAAUUUGAUGAUCCAAGCUAUCCAAGUUCUGCGGUUCCACCUUCUAGAAUUAGAAAAAGUACAUGAUCUCUGUGACAACUUCUGCCACCGCUACAUCACUUGCCUCAAGGGGAAGAUGCCCAUUGACCUAGUGAUAGAUGACAGAGACGGGGGCUCCAAAUCGGACCUUGAAGAUUUCGGUGGAUCUUGCGCCAGCCUCUCUGACCAGAACAACUCAUGGAUCCGAGACCAUGAUGAGACAGGAUCCACGCACUCAGGAACGCCAGGGCCCUCCAGUGGUGGGAUUGCAUCACAAAGUGGCGACAACUCCAGUGAACAAGGGGACUGUCUAGAUAACAGCGUGGCUUCCCCCAGCACGGGAGACGACGACGACUUGGACCGAGACAAAAAACGGAACAAGAAGCGAGGGAUCUUCCCCAAAGUGGCCACGAAUAUUAUGCGAGCGUGGCUGUUUCAACAUUUGUCGCAUCCUUAUCCCUCGGAAGAACAGAAGAAGCAGUUGGCUCAAGAUACGGGACUGACGAUUUUGCAAGUGAAUAACUGGUUUAUUAAUGCUAGGAGGCGUAUAGUUCAGCCCAUGAUUGACCAAUCAAAUCGUACAGUAGGUCAGGGAGCGCCAUAUAGCCCUGACGGGCAGCCAAUGGGAGGCUACGGUAUGGAUGGGCAACAGCACAUGACGAUCCGCCCCCCAGGACCAAUGGGAAUGGCGAUGGGAAUGGAGGGCCAAUGGCACUACAUGUAAGCCCUGACCUC
Molecule: messenger RNA, 1183 nt
Organism: Euleptes europaea (tarantolino)
Lineage: Eukaryota; Metazoa; Chordata; Lepidosauria; Squamata; Sphaerodactylidae
Gene: MEIS3
Product: Meis homeobox 3
Exons: 12
Coding region: 24-1172 (382 amino acids)
Biological process (GO): animal organ morphogenesis; positive regulation of transcription by RNA polymerase II; embryonic pattern specification
Molecular function (GO): DNA-binding transcription activator activity, RNA polymerase II-specific; RNA polymerase II cis-regulatory region sequence-specific DNA binding
Source: RefSeq, a predicted model, not a curated record